AAAGAAGUGCCCGAGUAAUUAGUGGUCGUCACGUCAUCAAUCAACAGGUGGCCGCGGCGGCGCGCGUCUCGCGUUCUUCUCACCUGCGUUUUAUUUACUUCCUCCACGCAACGUUUAAGACUUACUGGUUGUCAUGGAGCGCACGUGUUUGUAUUUUUGUUGUUCUUUGUACUUUCUCGGCGUGCUGCACAUCACCGCAAGUCACGCGUACGGGACCGGGGGUCAUCCAGAAUAUAGCGACGUCGUGUCCGCGGAGCAGAAAGGCCGUGACAUGCGACCAGGCGCGGUCAGGCCGCGGGCAGGAGACAGUGAGUUUAUGAAGGACCUCGCGGUUAUGCGACCGUACCACGUUUUCCCGAUGUUCCGGCACGUCCCGUCACCUCUCGCCGGCAUGGAGCUGUUCAGACCUGUGCCCGGGAAGAGACCGUUACCCAGCCUCUUGACUAGUCUUCUGAUUCCUCAAACGAAGCCUCAGCACAUCCUCGCGUCUCCAGUGCGUAACGCUCGCGGUGUGGAGGUGUGGUGCGGGUACAGCAAGGUCUCGGUGCGCGUGAAUAAGAGCCUGCUGGGCUUCAGAAGCUCGCCUCCUUCGUUUCGCCUGGGCACGUGUCCUGUCUCUCGCUCGGACGAGAUCUUCCUGUAUUUCCAUUACGACCUCAGCGACUGCGAUAGCUCGUUAACGAUGAUGAAAGGACAGAUCAUUUAUUCCAACAUGUUGCACUAUACUCCAGCAGAGCCUCCAGGGACCGUCAUCCGAGCUGUGCCUCUUACAUUAAACAUCCAGUGCUUAUACAAUAGAUUUCAUUAUUCCUACAAAAUGGGCUUCCUGCCUGUGGUGAGGGAGCAUGUGCUGCACAAGAUUUUUGAACGCAGGGCCAAGUUUAGUCUUGAUGUGUGCAACGAACGCUGGGAAAGACUCGAGGGAAAUGGGAGUUUUGUGCUUGGCGAGCCCAUGUAUUUUGAAGCCAGCGCUGCUUAUCUGUCCGAGAACGAAAGGAUUUUUGUUGACUCGUGUUAUGUAACGGCAUCGACAGACCCGAAGUCUGUUCCACAACACCAUGUUAUUUAUAAUUAUGGGUGUAUGGGGGACAGCAGAAGACAAGGAAGUCUCUCACGCUUCCUCCAAAGACACUCGAACAUUAUAAGGUUUUCAGUCGAUGCCUUUUUAUUCCCCCAAGUUACUGGCACGCACUUUUACCUACAUUGCACAGUAUCCGUUCACAGUGCCAGUACAAGUGCCACAGCGAAGUCAUGUACCUAUAACAAUGUAGAGAGAAGGUGGGACGAACUCUACACCAAUGCAUCUGUCUGUGCUUGUUGUGAUUUCACGUGUGAAAUUGAAUCAUUUCCUUUUUGGCCCCGGGUGGCGCAAUCUAUAAUAAGCAAACCCUGGAUUCUGGACAAAAGCGAGCAAUCUUUAAUGCAGACCAAGAAAGUUUCAGUGAAAGAUCAAGAGGACACAGAAGAGGUGAAGUUCAAGGGUGCAGAAGGCGUCGAUAAAGAGGAAGAAGACUGUUACACUGUGGAGAUUGUGACUGAUACUAAAGAACGAACAGAAGCAACAGAGAAACAUGAAAAGAUGUCCUCGAUUGACUUGGAUGAGGAUGUAGAAGUAAUUUUUGGGACAGUGGAAACAACUGCUAAAGAGUUAAAGGAAGAUCGUUCUGGAAAAGUAAUGCUUGUUAGGGAGCAGAAGAACAGGGUUGUGAAGAUUGGAGAAGAUGAUGGGAGAAGCAAGAGCACAGGUAGAACUGAUAUUGUUAAAAGGCCUGGUGUUGAGUUGAUGGAAGAGCUCUCGGAAGACGUUAAUGAUAACCGAGCUUCAAGCAAGAGUGGAGCAAAAGAAAUGAUGCACAUUCCCAGAGAAGAACUGUCCGAAGAUGAAAUGCAGCCUGAAGAUUUUAAGAUGAACGUGCAAGUAGAAAGUACGAUAGCUCCAUCACAAAUAGAGAUGGAUGAAGAGAGAUUUUUAAAUGCCAAACAUGAACCAGUGGAGUGGAAUCAAGAUAAACACUAACUAUCCUGAUGUGGGAGAAAUGGAGGACUGACUUCUGAAGUCAUUCUCAGGGUCUCCAAGGUUCCUUGAAUGACCUUUUUUGGAGUUGCAUCGGUGGGGCGAAAGAUCUCUGCAUACUUUAUGGAUUCAAUUGAAUUCAAUAUGUCGUCACAUUUUUUGUACUUGUACUGAAAAGCUUUCUUAGUAGUAUUGUGCUAACAUUCAUUGUCGUCAGAAUAUUAAAACAUUUUCAUUGAUCA
Messenger RNA from Puntigrus tetrazona (Sumatra barb), 2256 nucleotides. It is a transcript of the gene zp3d.1, whose product is annotated as zona pellucida glycoprotein 3d tandem duplicate 1. Gene Ontology annotation, molecular function: acrosin binding. The transcript is spliced from 9 exons. The coding region runs from base 134 to 2017 and encodes 627 amino acids. Gene Ontology annotation, cellular component: extracellular matrix. The record is from RefSeq and is a predicted model, not a curated record. Gene Ontology annotation, biological process: positive regulation of acrosome reaction; egg coat formation; binding of sperm to zona pellucida. NCBI's taxonomy places the organism in Eukaryota, Metazoa, Chordata, Actinopteri, Cypriniformes, Cyprinidae.